AUGAUGAUCAUUCCGGUUGUCUACGAGGGACAGGAGACCGUAACAGCAUAUAUACCAGAUGGAUUAUGGUACAGUAUGCGGGAGAGUGAUUACGGCAAUGUUUCUGAUACGGGAACAGUUACUUUUUCAGCCCCAACAACAGAUAUGAUACCGGUUCUGCUGCGAGGCGGUUCAAUUAUACCUCGACAAAAAGCGGAACUAACAACAACAGCUUCACGAAAAAAUCCAUUCGAACUUCUCAUUGCUUUAGGUUUGAAUGAGUUAUAA
Molecule: messenger RNA, 267 nt
Organism: Gongylonema pulchrum
Lineage: Eukaryota; Metazoa; Nematoda; Chromadorea; Rhabditida; Gongylonematidae
Source: the annotation of a GenBank genome assembly